This is a messenger RNA of Heterocephalus glaber (naked mole-rat), 12149 nucleotides long. It is a transcript of the gene Cmya5, whose product is annotated as cardiomyopathy associated 5. Gene Ontology annotation, cellular component: cytoplasm. Gene Ontology annotation, molecular function: protein binding. Lineage: Eukaryota; Metazoa; Chordata; Mammalia; Rodentia; Bathyergidae. The record is from RefSeq and is a predicted model, not a curated record.
CUCGCAUACCCCCGGCUGGGAGGGGAGGAGGGGUGGCCGGGCUGUCGCCAGCUCUGUGGCGAAACUUUGACGCCUCCUAUUUCGAGUACCCUGGCCGCCCGCCCCCGGCGGGAACUCGAGCCGCCGCCGGGGCCACGCAGUCGAGGGAGAACACCCGGCAGGCGCAGGCCGCCUCCACAGACGGCGAUGGCAACCUGGUACGGCCACGCGGACGGCGACCCGACGGCGGUUUGGGAAGUGGAAGAUGCCAUGGAGGAGGCUGCGGAGGAGUCGGAGGCCGAGGGGGAGGAGACGGCGGCUGAGUCAGGGUCGGAGUCAGAGCCCGAACCUGACACCAGGUUAUCAGACCAGGAUGAAGAGGACAAGACCAGGCAGGAGUGCAUCAUGUCCGACCCUGCCUUUUCCAUGGUGACAGUCCAACGGGAAGACAGUGGGAUAACGUGGGAGACCAAUUCAAGCAGAUCUUCUACUCCAUGGACCUCGGAAGGGAGCCAGACUUCUGGUGUGUGUAGUCUGGAAGGGUCAAGUGUGAAUUCUCCUCCAGGAAGUGUUUCCUUUAUUGUGGAUGAAGUUAAAAAGGUUCGGAAAAGAACUCAUAAGUCAAAGCAUGGCUCACCAUCAUUGCGUCGGAAAGGCAGCAGAAAAAGAAAUUCUUUUGAAUCUCAAGAUGUUCCAGCAAAUAAAAAGGACAAGUCUUUCAUUUCAGAAAGCCAGGCACUAAACAUCGAGAAAGAGAAUUCAUCUCCUGGCAUCUAUGAUAAAACAAGAAAAAAGAAGACCGCCUCAAAUACACCUCUUAUUACCGGGGCAAUAUACAAAGAACACAAACCAUUAGUGUUAAGGCCAGUCUACAUAGGAACCGUACAAUAUAAGAUUAAGAUGUUUAAUUCAGUUAAAGAAGAAUUAAUCCCUCUGCAAUUUUAUGGAACAUUGCCAAAGGGUUAUGUCAUUAAAGAAAUACAUUACAGAAAAGGGAAAGAUGCAUCCAUUAGUCUAGAACCAGAUUUGGAAAAUCAUGAUUCUAACAUAGUUUCCAAAACAAGUAAAUUAGUCACCCAAAGCACAGAAGAUGAUAAAUUAAGAGAGCUUGGUCCCCCUUGGAGAGGUGUGCUCUCCAAAGGGUCAAAGUCCCUGUCCUCAUUAUUUGGCCAUGAAAAUCAAAAGAAAAUUGAUGUUGAAUCCUCCCUAAAAGCCACAUCUGCAGCUGAGUCCAUAGCCUCCCAUUAUUUGAGUAACAACGCAGCAGAACAAGAGGUGCUGCUCAGACCCCCACAGUCAGUGCAGCCAGGUGAUGAGGCAAAAGCCCAUGAAAUCAAGGCUUCCUCUCUUUUACUGAAGGCAUCACAAACUGUGUUCCAGGAGACAGCAAAGGAAGAAUCUGAGGCUGAGGUAGAGAGAGCCAUCACUUUAGAGAUGGACUCUUCAGUCUCCUCAGCCUUGCUUGAUGAGGCUAUGAAGGAAGUCAUGGAUUUUACUGACUGUACCAUGUCACUGGAGGCAGAGAAGGAUUUGUCAGAGACAGUCUCACCUGGUCUGUCACCAUCUACUGAGGAAGGCCUUGAGCCAGGCAAGGAAGAACUAGAGCUGACUUCAUUAGAAAGGAUGGAGCCAGCCUCUGAAUGCAUGGCACCCACUCAUUCUAGUGUCAAAGGAGAGAAAGAGGAACCCAGGCCUGAGCCACCCAUUUCUCUUCCUGAGCCUCUCAUGUUCCAAGAGCCAGAAAAAGAAGAACUGGAAGCUUCCCCACCAAUAGCUGCUAUACCUGAACCUGAAGGUUCUAAUUUGGAAGAAGAGAUCAUAAAACUCGAUUACCCAGAAAGCCCAUUAGUUUCUAAGCAGCCCUUCCCACCACAGUUGUCCCCUGAGAUGUGGGAAAAAGAGGAGCCCAGCCCUCCAUUACUGACAACAGUAGCAUCUGACCAUGUCACUUUGUCUGAAGAGAGAGAGGAAAUCGAGUCUGUUUCUACCGACUCUGCUUUUCUGUCAGAGCACUCAGUCCCUCAGGAUUUGAACCAUGAACGAGAGAAGCAAGAAGUUGAUCCAGUUUCUCCAUCCAGUGCAAAAGCCAUAUCUGAAUGUGCAGUUUUCUCAGAGGAAGAGAAUGAAGAGUUUGAACCUUGUUCUCCAGCUGUGGCCUCAGUGUCCAAGUGCUCUCUCUGGCCACCCACUCCUGAGAAGCCUUCUGAAGGCCUGUCACAGCUAUUUUCUGCAUUCCCUUCAGAGAACAUGGUCCUUUCAGGAGAUGAGGCCUCAGAAAGUGGACAUUACAUACCAGAUUCCACAUCUUCAGAAUAUUCAGUUCCCUCGCAUGAAGCACAAGAGUCACUGAAGAAAACAAUUGACCACAAGUCCCCAUUAAAAUCAAAAGAUGUUUCUGAGCCCGUGAUUCUGUCAGAAGAAAAAGACCCUGAGUCACAGGAUCCAGCUGUGGCCUCUGUGUCUGAGCGCUCUCUCUCACCACCCCUGAUAGGGAAGACUCCUGAGUCCCAGAGACCCCUGCCUUCUGCUGCUAUCCUGCAACACAUGGUCCUGUCAGAAAAAGAGGACCUAGAGGGUGAGCAUUUCACACUAAAUUCAAAAUUGACUUCCAAAUCUGAAGUCCCCCUAAAUGCAACACAAGAAUCCCAGAAGAUCAUUGAUGAGGUGCCCCAAUUCAAAUUAAAAGACAUUUUUCAGCACACGAUUCUGUCAGAAACAGAGACGGAAGAUGUUGGCUCAUGUUCUCCAGAUGUGGUCCCUGCACCUGAAUGCUCUCUCCCACCCCACACAACUGAGAUGAUUUCUGAAUACCAGGCCCCACCACAUGCAGGGACCCUAUCUGAACACGUAGUCCUAUCAGAAGAAGAGACAAUAGAAACAGAGCGGUACUCACCCUCUUCCACAUCCACUUCUGAGUUUUCAGUACCGCCAUAUGCAAUGCCAGAGUCCCAGGAAGAAGAAAUUGUCCAAAGAUCCCCUCUGCAUCUUAAAGGUGCCUCAUCACCCAUGAAUUUAUCAGAACAAGAAGACAUUGGACCCUUUUCUCCAGAUUCUGCAUUUGUGUCAGAAUUCUCAUUUUCUCCCUAUUCAACUCAAGAAACAGAAAAAAGAGAAUUUGAGUGUGGUUCCCCAGUGUGUUUAACAUCUCCAUCUGAACACCCUGUUUUGUCAGAUGAAGACACUGAAGAUGGUGGACUUUUUUCCCCAGACUCAGCAUCACAAGUUUCAGUCCCACCAUACAGAAUCCCAGAAACAGAAAUAAAUGAAAGUGAGCCAGACUCCCUCUUACCUGCAAGGUCUGUUUCAGGAUUUUCCUACUUUUCAGAAGCAGAUGAGGAAGAGACUGGAUCAACAGCUGCUACACCCAUCCCUGAGUAUUUUGAUUCAUCAGAGAAGCAAAAAGCUGAGCCUUUCCCUAUCAUGUCUACACCUGAAGCCUCAAGCCUUCCAUCUUCAGUGGAUGAAGCAGACAAUGCAGAAACUAGGUUGGAUGUUCAAACAUUCUCAACAUCUGUAUCUGAAUAUCUCAUUUUGGCACAACAGCAGAAAACUGAAGCAUCUCUGGAGCCUGAGCCUGAAGAUUUGAUUCCACCAUAUUUAACCAAUAGAACAGAGCAGGAAGAAAUUAAGGCUAAGUCAUCAGCAGCUACAACCCAUGCUGCUUCAAAUGUACAAUCAUCCUUGGCAAAGGAAGAAACCAAACCUAUUUCACCUGCAUCUCAGUAUUCAGUUUUACUUGAUUCAGUCUAUGCAACUAAGAAAGAACAAGAGCCCAAAGCAUCACUUAUUCUGAAAGCUGCAGAUGAACAGAUGGCUUUGUCAGAAGUCAGAAAGGAAGAAACUGUGCCUGAUUCUCAAGAAGCUACAGCACAUGUGUCACAGGAUCAAAAACUGGAGCCUCAGACUCCAAAUGUUCCAGGGUCUGGGAUAAAAAAUUCAGUUUUGCCUGAGCUGGUAAGUGAGCCAAAGAAGGAUGUCAAUCUCAAUUUAGCUCCAACUGUGCCUUCUGAGCUAGAACAGAGCACACUGUCAAAGAAUGAGCCUAAAGUAGUUAAAGCAUAUUCACCUCCAAAGGAAAGAUCUAUAUCUGGACCUGAAGUUUUAUCUGCAGUGAAAACGGAAGUGGAACAUGUUUCCAAAAUAACAAGAGGGCUUCAUUCAACCUCAUCUGGAGUAGAAAAGGAAGUUGAACAUGGUCCACCUGCACCAACAUUUUCAGCUUUGUCAGAAGAAAUAAAGAAAGAAAUGGAACCCAGCUCUUCAACAACCACACCUGUAACUAAGUGUGAUUCAAUCUUAACCAAAUUAGUAAAAGACAUCCCGAUGGAUUCAUUUCCUGCCAAAUUACUAAAAGACAUCCCGAUAAAUUCAUCUCCUGCUACCCCUGUAGAAGAACAUCCAGGCCCAACAAAAGCAGGAGAAGGUGAAUUAGGAAGUGAUUUUCCAGUGCUCCUAAAGCCUGUAGAUGAGCAUUCCAUUCUUAUUGAAGAGGAAAAGGUAGUGAUUACAAGUGCUUCUUCUAGCAUUAAAGCUUCUUUAUCCAAAGGUUUGGCUCCAUCAGAAGUGGAAGAAGAAACCAAAAUGGAUUCACCUCCAAGUGUGUGUUCUACCUCGGACCACUCUAUUUUGUCAAAGGUAGACACUGAAGAAGUGAAGCCUGGAUUGCCAGUAGACAAAGUGUCAUCUCCUCAGCAUUCAGCUGUGUCUGAGGGAGCAAAGGGAGAAGACAAGCAAGGUCUUUCAUUUUCUGUGGCUCUUGACUCCACACACUUGGUUUCAUCACAGGAUACUGCCUCAGAAGUAUCAAGGCCUGAACCUGUGCUUUCACUCAGCCUGGAGAGUGGGAUUGAGAAAGAAGAAACUAGACUUGUUUUGUCACACACUGUAUCACCUGCACCUAAACACAUAGUUCCAGGAGGCAAAAAUGAGGACAUGACAAGUUCUUCUCCCAAGUUUGAAAACUUAGUGUCAGAAGACUUAGUCCCAACACUACUGACCCUUGGGGAUGGAAAGAACAAACAAGCAGGGGACAUUACUUCACCAGUUCAUGGGGAUUUCCUGUCAGGAAAACAAGAUCUUGCUAUGGCAGAGCUCCCUUUGGAGUCUGAGAAAAAAGACAAGCUGCACCAACUAUCAAAACUACCAGAAUUCACUGGUGGUUUAGGCAGACAGAGUGGGCCUAUAGAUACAGAACCAGUAACAUGUCUUAUAACUGAUACAGAGAGUUCUGUUUUGGAGAAGGGCCUAGUUGAGCUUAGGAGCAGAGAAAAAGAAAAAGAAGAAAACAGGGAACUUUGUGUGUCUGCUGCAGAACCAUCAAAGAUUGCUUCUUUUGACCUCUCUGCAGAACAAAAGAAACCCGAAAAAUUACUUUAUUCAGAUCAAGCUGUUAAUUUGUCUGAUGUGAGCAGCUCUUUUGAAGAUAAACCAGAUCUAAAUAUUAAACAGUUGCCAUUCAUGAAAGAGAAUUUGCCUUGGGAACAGUCACAAUCAUUUAUAACAACUGAGGCUGAGCAGCUGAAAUCCUCUAGCAGAAGUGACCCACAGAUAGGGCAGCUCCAAUCUGCUCCAUCCAAUGAGGAUCACACGUAUGAAAUCGGAAAGCAGGUUCUGUCUCAGGCUGUGAAAGAAUCUCAUUUGCCAUUACAAACACCAGCAUCCACUCCUGAUGCUUCUGGGAGUCAUACAGAAACCUUAUCAACUGAAACUUAUUCUUUUGAAGAAAUAAAGCUGGUCCAAGAACCAAAGCCUCUAGUUCCAAUUGGAAAUUUGGAAAGAAACACAGAGAAGGGGCAGAUCCAUUCUUUCAUGGAGAGUGAAAGUUUUAUACCGGAGAAAGCAAACAUAGACUUUUCCAGUCUUUCUAAAGAAAGCAUCUGGGAAGAAGUCAAACUACCUCCUGAAACACCCACCCAGAAACCAGUGUCUGGUCCGUCAGCAGGACAGAUGAAGUUGGAAAUCACCUCCUUUCCGGUCAAAGCAUCCCAUUUCCUGGUGGAAGCUGUGGAACCUGCACUGGGCAGUGAGAAAGAAGCACGCAGGAGCAUUCCUCCGUUACUUGAAGAGAAGCCACGAGAAGAAUCAAAAAUGGUUCUGACAAAGAUUAUAGAUGAGGCGACUGAAGGAAGGAAACCAGUGCUUGAAGUAAAGAUACCCAUUCAAACAAAACCCAUCCCCUCAAUCCAAGCAAACGAAGAACCUCAACCACCAGAGACACCGGAAGUCACACAGCAAUUGCAUGAGAAGCCGAAGAUGACAGAGCAAAGGCUUCCUGAGGAAAAGGGAAAGAAAGGACUUUCAUCUUUCAAAUCAUGGAUGUCCAGUUUACUUUUUGGAUCAAGCACCUCAGAUGACAAAGUUCCUGAAAAAGAAGAAUUAAGCACUCAGCCAAGUCACUCUGUAGAAAAAGCAGUGACUAUGAUAGAGCCAAAAGGUAAGAGUCCUGCUGAUUUUAAUGCAACCAAGAAACCAGGUGAUCAUUCAUUACCAGAGGUGUCUAGUGAAGAUUAUGGGAAGAAUAAAACUCCAGAUUCUUCAGAGAAAAUGAGCAUAGACUUAAUCACUUCUGCUGAUAGUGAAGAACAUUUUGGAGUUCAACCUGAUAAGAAAUUGGUUAUGGAAGAAACCAAAAAUGUUCCUUCUCAUGUUACUGAGAGUAAAAGAUACCAGAAGCCAGCAAUAGCUCCUCUAUCUAAUUGGAAUAUUUCUAUUCUUAAGGAAGAACUAAGUGGUGAUCAAAAAGAAAAAUCAUUUUCAUUUGAUGUAGUAGAUAAGAUGUCACAACAGCUAAAAUCAGAUUCAUUCACCUUCACAAGUAAAAAUAUCAUGAAAGAAUCAGAGAAGCCAGAGCCAAUAAUUUUGCCAGUAGAAGAAUCAAAAAGCAGUUUAAUUGAUUUUGGUGAAGACAGAUUAAAGAAAGAAAUUCCCAAACCUACUUCCUUGAAACAUUCUGAAGAGGAAGUAAAACUUGGUCCUGUCAGCCUAACGGAGGACAAAGAUAACUUGGAAACUCGAUCAUAUACCUUGGCAGAAAAGAAUGACCUGGCAGACAAACAAGAAGUAGUGCCUCCCUUAGAGCUUAGAGAAAAUAAAAAAGUAGUGAAAUCACAAAUGACACAUGAAUAUAGACUUGUUGAAUUAGAAGAAUCAAAAGUUGCUGCUAGGCUGGAGCACAUCUAUCCAAAUGAAGAGCAUAAGGAAAGAGCCAAAAUUAUUGUUUGUUCUGAGGAAGAGAACAGAGAAGAAAAAGAAAAGCAGUCACAGGUAUUUUUGGAAGGAAAGAAGCAGCAGGAAAAUCAGCCUGAUUCUCUGAAUGUGGCUAGGUCUAUGCCUGAAGAGCCAGUUAUCUCUUCUCUUCAUUCUUUGGGUGAAAUACAACCAUUUUUGUCAAUUAAAACACCAUCGAUUACUGAAAAACCAGAAAGUGUGCUUUCAGAGGCUCACCUAGAAAUCAAGGAAAGACAGGUGGUAGAAAGCCAACCACAUCCAUUAGAAGAAAGUAAAAGUUUUGUGAAGAAAACUAAGACUUUGUGCCCAGUGGAUCUUCCUUAUCGUGAUGAAAUAGAUAAGCAUCCUUUCCCUCAGGAAGAAAAUAUGGUAUUAGAAAAGUCAAGCAGAUAUCUGGCAGGUGACAGAGAGGAAAAGGGACAGCUCACACUGUCACAGCUGUCCACAGGUGGUUCAGUAGCCACCACAAAAGAAAGCACCAGUCGAGGAUCUCCAUCUCUAAUCCCUGGAAGUACUGUAGAUCAUCCUUCUGAUGAUACAAAGAGCUUAGAAAUGCCACUAUAUUUGCUGUCAUCUGUAAAACCACAAACUCUUGUUCCAGAGGUUUGUCCAGAAGUUAACAUAGCCAAGAAACAAGAAAUUCCAUGGACAGAAUUGACUCCAGGUCACCCUACAGGCCAAACUAUUCAGACAUCUGAAGAUCACUCAUCUGAGAUGCUUAAGCAAUCUGUUCUUAUUUCAAAGCAUCCCUUGGAGAAUGUGGAAGAUGCUCACAUAAAUGAACUGUCCUCUGCAGCAGGAAGCAACUAUGCUCAAUUUAUAAUUAGUGCCUCAAAAAGCAAAGCUGAUGAGAUGACAUCUGCUAAAGAAAUGUUCAAGGAGCCCGAAUAUGCACAUGCAAAAAAGGUAGAGUCCACAGUGACCGGCAAACCAACUGAUCUUUCACAAGAUCAGAAGAGUGCCUUCAGUAUCAUUUCUGAAGGUUGUGAGAUAUUGAAUAUUCAUGCACCUGCCUUUAUUCCUUCAGUGGAUGAGGAAGAAAGUGAACAAAUGAAAGAUACCUUGGAGUAUUUAGAAGACAAAACUUCAUUUAAAACUAUAUCCCUUCAUGAUGAUAGUGAGGCAGUUGUUUGUCAUAAAAUGUUACAGAGCAAGCUAGAAGAUUCUGAAGGAAAAGUUACGUCAUUGAAGAAUGAAGGAAAGGAAGCUCAUGUUACAAAAGAGAAGAUAGCCAUGGACUCAGACACUGGUGAUUUAGCUUUCAUUCAGCCCACAAUUCCCAGUGAAGAGGAUUACUUUGAAAAAUAUACUUUGAUUGAUUAUAACAUCUCCCCAGACCCAGAAAAACAGAAAGCUCCAUGGAAACUAACUAUGAAGGAGGAGAUCUCAAAGGAAGCUACAGAAGAAACUCUCACUUUCCCAGAAAGUUCCCAGGGAAGUGUCCUAGAACAAGAAUAUGACCUGGUAAAAUUAGAUGAAAGUUUUUAUGGACUGGAAAAGGACCACAGCAAAUUAUCUCAGCCAGAGAUGCAAAAGUCUUUGGUUACUCAAAAAUCAGCUGACAGAAAUGCUUCAAAGAGCAUAAACAGAGAUGUGGACUCCAGGUCACUUGGGAUGCCUUUAUUUGAUUUAGAGGAAGGGGUUUUAUCCAGAACCCAGAUAUUUCCGAACACUGUCAAAGCUGUUAAUCCUGAACUCCUGGAGGAGCCACCUGCACUUCCAUUUUUAUAUAAGGAUCUGUACGAAGAGGCAGUUGGGGAGAAAAAGAAGGAAGGAGAGACAGCUUCUGAAGGUGACAGUGUGAAUUCUGAGGCAUCAUUUCCAAGCAGAAAUUCUGACACUGAUGAUGGAACAGGAAUGUAUUUUGAGAAGUAUACACUCAGAGAUGACAUUCUGCAUGACACAUCUGUAACGCAGAAGGACCAAGGCCAAGGUCUAGAAGAAAAACCAGUUGGCAAGAGUGAUUCAUAUCAACUGAUAGCUGCAGAAGGGGAAAUUUGGAGGAAGUCUGGAAUUGUUCUUUGGGAAAAGAGUUUGGAAGAACAGAAGGUUGUUUACGGAGAAGGAGAAGCCAUAGGCCAUGUGGAGACCUCUAAUGACACAGCAGAACAGAAGAAAGCUCCCAUCACUGAGGAGGUCAGAGUGGUUACCCAGAACAUAAGCUAUGCGGUUCCAUUUCAAGAUAGCCGCCAUGUUCUAGAGAGUGUAGCGGAAGUGAGCAGUCAGGAUAAUGAAGCAGGAAACAUAAGCCAAGAGGUCAGUCAGAAUGUCCCAACGCAAGUGUCCUUCCCAGAGGAAGAGUUUGUGUCAGGUGCAACUAAUAUUCCAGAAACCCCACAAGAAGAACCUAAAAUACUGGUCCCACCUGAGCCAAGCGAAGAGAGGCUCCGCAACAGCCCUGUGCAGGAUGAGUAUGAAUUUGCUGAAUCCCUGAAUUAUGAAGUGGUUAGUCAGGACACUUUAUCAGAUGAGGUAUAUUCAGAAUCUGCACCUGAAGUUGUGUUGCCUCAAGGAAAGGAAUCUGUUGAACACAUCAGGAAAUGUGAACUUCUUACUGAGGUAGAACAGAAUACAUCUACUGACCAGAACAAGUUGGCCAGAGGGAAGACAGAACAAGACCAGUUGUCAUCAGAGUUAGUGACUGAGAAGGCACAAAAGGAACCGAAGAAGUCCCAGAUUGACACAUAUUGCUAUACAUGCAAAAGCCCAAUUUCCACAAUGGACAAGGUGUUUGGCACCCACAAAGACCAUGAGGUUUCAACGCUUGACACAGCUAUAUGUGCUGUUAAGGUUCAAUUAGCAGAAUUUCUUGAAAAUUUACAAGAAAAAUCCUUGAGGAUUGAGGCCUUUGUUAGUGAGAUCGAAUCUUUCUUUAAUACCAUUGAGGAAAACUGUACCAAAAAUGAGAAGAGGCUAGAAGAACAGAAUGAGGAAAUGAUGAAGAAAGUUUUGGCGCAGUAUGAUGAGAAAGCCCAGAGUUUUGAGGAAGUGAAGAAGAAGAAGAUGGAGUUCCUGCAUGACCAGAUGGUUCACUUUUUGCAGAGCAUGGACACUGCUAAGGACACCCUGGAGGCCAUAGUGAGGGAGGCCGAGGAGCUCGACGAGACUGUCUUCCUGAUGUCAUUUGAGGAAAUCAAUGACAGGUUGCUCUCUGCCAUGGCGAGCACGGCUUCGCUAGAGCACAUGCCAGCUGCCUUCUCCCUGUUUGAACAUUACGAUGACACCUCAGCUGGAAGUGACCAGAUGCUAAAGCAAGUGGCUGUUCCACAGCCUCCAAGGCUUGAGCCUCAGGAACCAAAUUCGGCCACAAGCACAACAAUUGCAGUUUACUGGAGCAUGAACAAAGAAGAUGUCAUUGAUUCUUUCCAGGUUUAUUGCAUGGAGGAGCCACAGGAUGACCAAGAAGUAAAUGAGCUGGUAGAAGAAUACAGAUUGACAGUGAAAGAAAGCUACUGCAUUUUUGAGGACUUGGAACCUGACAGAUGCUAUCAAGUGUGGGUAAUGGCCGUGAACUUCACAGGAUGCAGCCUGCCCAGUGAAAGGGCAAUUUUUAGAACAGCCCCCUCAACCCCUGUAUUUCGGGCUGAGGACUGUACCGUGUGUUGGAAUGUGGCCACCAUCCGAUGGCGACCUGUCAACCUGGAGACUACAGAGUCCUACACUCUGGAGUACUGUAGACAGCACUCUCCAGAGGGUGAAGGCCUUAGAUCUUUCUCUGGAAUUAAAGGACUCCAGCUAAAAGUUAACCUCCAACCCAACGAUAAUUACUUUUUCUAUGUGAGAGCCAUCAAUGCAUUUGGGACAAGUGAACAGAGCGACGCUGCCCUCAUCUCCACCAGAGGAACCAGAUUUCUGUUGUUGAGAGAAACAGCUCAUCCUGCUCUGCAGAUCUCCUCUGAUGGGACGGUGAUCAACUUCACUGAGAGGAGGAGGCUGACAGAAAUCCCAUCAGUUCUGGGUGAGGAGCUGCCUGCCUGUGGCCAGCAUUACUGGGAAACCACUGUCACGGAUUGCCCUGCUUAUCGACUUGGCAUCUGCUCCAGCUCAGCAGUGGGGGCCAGGGCGCUGGGACAGGGGGAGACCUCAUGGUACAUGCACUGCUCGGAGCCACAGAGAUACAUGUUCUUCUACAGUGGCAUCGUGAGUGAUGUCCAUGUGACCGAGCGUCCUGCCCGAGUGGGCAUUCUGCUGGACUAUGCCAACCAGAGGCUCCUGUUCAUAAAUGCAGAGAGUGGGCAGCUGCUCUUCAUCGUGAGACACAGGUUCAAUGAGGGUGUUCACCCGGCUUUUGCCCUGGAGAAACCUGGAAAAUGUACUUUGCACCUGGGGAUAGAGCCCCCAGAUUCUGUAAGGCACAAGUGAUCCUUGGCUUCCAGAGUUUGUAAGAGCAAGACCUGCAGGGUCUGUGGUUCUUUCUCUUGAGUGCUGUACAUUACUCAGAAGGUCUCCCACACACUCACACUCAAAACAGCUACACACACAGCAGUCAGCACGCGAGCAAAUGCCACAGAACACCUUGGCUUUGUCAAGCAGAGUGUAUGUAAGGAGGAGGGAAAGAGCAAUGUCCAUAUGUCAGAGUUCUUUCCUAGAUUGAAAGGACUUACACUUGCCCUGGGAAACAAUAGAGAAGUAGGCUUCCUCCUGUUUUGUCCUGAAAGACUCCUCUGACAGACAGGUCAGAGCGAAGGGAGAUUUUCCUAGAGAUGUGUCUCCUUCAACAAGGAGGCGUGGGCUUUUCAGAACUUGUCACUUCACUGAAGUACAGUGAAUCUCAAUCAGUAGAGAAAGUGUUCUAGUUGAUCUAAAUUUAUUAUAUUAGCUCUUUUGUAAUGAUGUAUACUGUAGAAUGUAAGUCUUAUUUCCCAGAAAUUUUAAAUGUAGAAAGUACUAGACAUUAGAAAUGCCUAUUUUGUUAAAUAAAUGGUUAGUCUUGUAAAACAAAA